UUGACCUGGUUGUUGCAUUCCAGAGAGGCUUGUCCUGCUGCAGCACCACAGCAAGCACUGCACUCAGCCUGCUUCUAUGCUACAGGGGGACAAUGUGUGCUGAGCUAGUUUAGACAAAGCACUGGACGACGAAGCGACAUUUAUCAGAGGCUGCUAGCAGACAUCGUAAUAUCGUCCCGAGAUAAAGGAGCGCGUUGUUUCUAUAGGGCGAUCUAAGACGUAGUUAGCAUUUUAGCUAAGCAGCUAAGUGCCACCUUAUUGAGGCUGCAUUGUAGACACAGCAAGCUAGCCCCAGACAGCAGCGCAGAGGAAAUGAAGGACAAACAAAAGAGAAAGAAGGAGCGGACCUGGGCCGAGGCAGCUCGCAUGGUUUUGGAGAACUUCUCUGAUGCACCCAUGACUCCUAAACAAAUCCUCCAUGUCAUCCAGACCAAGGGGCUGAAAGAAAUGCGGAGUGGAACAGCUCCUUUGGCCUGCCUGGUCACCAUGCUGCACUCUCAGGUGAGAGGAGACCGAGUCAAGAACAGCAUCUUCUUCAAGCUGCCUGGACGGAUGAGCCUGUUCACUCUGAAGAAGAAUGCCCUCCAGUGGACAAAGACAACCUCAGAGUCAGAGUCUCCAGCAGAAGUGGCAGCUGCUGCUCACCCAGCAUCCAGCAGCAAUACGGCUGCAGCUGGCCCAGUGGUGGCCCCAGGCUGCCCCACCGAGGCCAAUGAGCAGGAGAGCUGUGACUCCACUGAGACCACAGCUCCUGUCAGUGGAGACAAUGAUGCCUCGGUGGAUGAGAGCUCGUCUAGUGCCUCCUGCUCCACAGAGCUACAGGCUCCCAGCACCCAGCCUCAAACCCGCCUCAGCAGGUCAGCAGGACAACAGGGACGUGCAGACCCGCCGCCGACCCCACACGCCCAGACCAGACUGAGCCGCUCAAGACAGUCAGGGAGGCAGAGGAAGAAAGCAGUGAUGAUGCCCCGCGUUGUCCUCACCCCACUAAAGGUGAACGGAGAGCAUGUCCCAUCAGGACCUAUGAAGAGGAGCCGAGGAGGGGUGGAUGUAGACUUUGAAACGCCAGGCUCCAUCCUGGUCAAUACCAACAUCAGAGCCCUCAUCAACGUGAGAACUUUCUCAGCCUUUCCCACACAGUCACAGCAACAGUUGCUGCAGCUGCUGCCGGAGGUGGAUCGACAGGUCGGGACUGAUGGAAUGGCCAGACUGAGUAGUUCAGCCCUCAACAAUGAGUUCUUCACCCACGCGUCCCAGAGCUGGAAGGAACGCUUGGCUGAGGGUGAAUUCACCCAUGAGAUGCAGGUGCGAUUUCGCCAAGAAAUGGAGAAAGAGAAGAAGGUGGAGGCUUGGAAAGAAAAGUUUUUUGAGGAGUACCAUGGGCAGAAGUCUGGCCUGACACGAGAGGAAUCCCUGAAGCUGACCAUGAGUGAAGCCAGUGAAGUAGCAGCCAGUGUCCUGGAAAGCGACGUGGCCGUGGUGGCAACCGGUGCCCCGAAGAGACGCAGCGUUGGCCGGCGGCGGCGAGACGGCAGAAUGAGGAGACGAACGAGGGCUGACCUGCGCCGCAGGGCCCGAAGGACCCUCUGCAAGCCCCCAGCUCCAGCCCUACCGGCUGCAGAAGCAUCUGAGGCCAGUGCUACCCUGGACAUCUCCGCAGUCUCAGUUGGCUCACCCGUUUCUGACAACACCGUUGUUCAAGGUGAGGUGGUGUUGCAAGCUGAGUGUGGCCCUGAACUUCCAGCCGACAGCACCUCCAUGGAACCAAAGCCCUCGCCAGCUCCAGAGCCCAAUGCCGUGCCACCUCCUGUUUCUACUCCCACUCCAACACCCAGCCCCAGUCCCAGCCCAGCCUCCACCAGCGCAAACGAGGACCCUGAUAUUACAGCCCGUCUGCUUCCAGAAGAGGCCGCGCCCGUUCUGGCUUCAACCUCCUCUCCUUCCUCCUCGUCUUCGUCCUCCUCGUCUUCUGCCUCCUCGCCUGCCUCCUCACCUUCCUCACCAUCUGAUAGACCUGGAGCUUUUGCUGCCGGGCUGGAUUCCUCUUCGUCCUCCUCAGCGUCCUCCAGCGCUGCGGUUGCAGUCGAUCCACUUGAUGAUACUGCUUCUGUGGUCACAUCUAUUACAGGAGGUACUGCCACCAGCAGUCGUGAAAGCAGUCCCUCAGCAAGCCCAUCCACCACCCCUGUUCCCAGCACCCAGCUCAAAGAGCAGAAGAGGAGACCUGAUCAGACCCAGGCCUUCUCCAGCUUUCCCGAAAAGAGGCCACGGCUUGACGACCGUCAGUCCUUUCGUACCACAAUUGACGGUGUCCGUUCAGAGAAGCCGCAGCCGACAACAGAAGAGCCCAAGGUGCCGCCUAUCCGGAUUCAACUGUCCAGAAUUAAACCUCCCUGGGUCAAAGGGCACUCCACCUACCAGAUCUGCCCCCGCAUUGUGCCCCCCGGCGAGGGGUCGCGGAGGUCGGGGACGGGGGGCGCACGCACCCUGGCAGACAUCAAAGCGCGUGCCCAGCAAGCCCGCGCCCAGCGUGAGGCCGCUGCUGCUGUUGCAGCCUCUGGCGAGGGGGCAGGGCCGACAGGGGUCAGGCUGCGGCCUUCUGCUUGGCUACCGGAUAGCAGCAAUGGACGACGAGCGCGAGAGCACCCAGGACCUAUCGAGCCCGGAGGAGGAGAAGCAGAUGGAGGAGGAAGUGGAAACAGUGGGGACGAUGGGGCGGAGGAGCAGGGAACGUCUUCGGGCACUAAUUCGUCUGGAACACAACUACUGCUUCUCAGCGUAGAUCCCACACCCCAGCCCUCCCCCUCUUUGUCUUCUACCUCAACCUCCAUGUCUUUGGAGCCCCCACAAACCCCAAGCCCUCCACGUGAGGAGGCGUCGAGAACAGAGUCUGGAGAAGAAAUGGAAGCGACCCCGGUCAGUGUCCCAACCUCGAAUGGUCUUACAGACAAGGCCUCCGACACAGCGUCCCCAGAGCCUGAAGCAUGUGAGUCUGUAAAUCAUCAUGAGACGAGGCCGAGCAAAGAAUUGGAGUCUGCCUCUCCCUCAGGGAAGGCAAGCCAUAGUGAAAAACCCCUACUAGUCCCAACUUCAAUCCCAGAUUCUCUUCCCAGGUUCGGGGCUCAGGGUGUGGACGUUAUCCAAACACUGGUUGGCCCCUGUCAGCCCAAAGAACGCGACCACGGGAAGGAGCAUGGCCUGGGGGGGGUCAUCCAGCAUGGCUCCCACCAUGUGGAUCACCAGGAGAAACUCUCUCACUCUCAGCAAAAAGUCACCUCCUCCUCCUCCUCCCUUCGUCUGGACUCAUGUGGAGGAGAGAAAGAUGACGAGGCUCGAACGCCACACAGUGACUCUACAGAAACCGCUUCUGACUGUGAGAAUGAGAACCAGGAGGAGGAGAAGCACGAGCCUGACCAGGACUGGUGCACCACGCUGAGCUCCCUGAAAAACGGCCAGCUGGUCAUCCGUAGUCCUCCUUCUCAGAACCAGCAGCCGGUAAUCCAAGCCCAUGUGUCCAGUCGCCAGGGACAGACCGUGAUUCAGCCUUGCUUUCCCAGUAGUCUGCCUAACGCCCAGUACAGCCACCCCCAAUCCCAGGAGCACCAGUCUCUUCAAACACCCCUACCUCAAGGGCUCAGUCAAACCAAUGUCGUAGUUAAAAUGGAGCCUGAAGAUGAUGGUAGACAAACCCCUGCUGAAGAAGAGUGUCAUGGAGGCUUAAAGCCCUGUAGCAAUCACCCAACAGCAAAGAGACUGGUCGGCUCAGCCAGACAGGUAUCCAGCGUGGAGGCCAACAACCCGUUGGUUACUCAGCUGCUGCAGGGGAGCUUGCCCCUGGAGAAGGUUCUCCCGCCACACUCUGGAAACAGGCUGGGCAUCAGCCGAUUGCCAGGACCUCAACCCAGACCAACAGUGACUCGGACACCAGGACCUCGGCACAGGCCUGAUGUCUCGGCCCAGUCCUCUAGUCCAGAACUGAGUAUGUCCCACAACAAAUCUCCAACAGGCCGCCCAGUGUCCUGCUUGAUGGAGGCUCCAACUCUCGCACAGUAUCACUCCCAGCAGGCCCCUGGGGCGGUCCCAGUAAUCACCUCCCUACCAUCCACCUCAUCUGCUUCCAGUGCUUUGCCUUCCAGGUGUAAGUCAGACCCGAGUGCUCAGACCACGGUUGAGUCUGUAAUCAUCAGAGAGGCACGUGGUCCAACUGUAGAUCGAUCUCAGGCAACCCACCGGACCUUGCUCAACGGCCCGUCUCCACCGCACAUGGAGGCUGGACCCACAGAGGUGGUGCCUUCUGUUAAAAUCAACUGGCAGCCUCCGCAGCCUCAAGCUCACCAACAGCAGUCAUCCCCUGCUCCCACAGUGAAAAAUGAAGUUGGAGCACGGCCCUCGUGCCAGGCUCUCGUCAAACCCUCCCACGCUCUACAGAUGAAGAAGGAACCUGUCAGCUCCGUGGACGGUUUCCUAAGCGGGGGAGCGAUGGAGGGUCUCCUCAACAUGGAAAUGACUUUAGCCAGGAUGGCAAAGAAAGAGCACGGCAAAGCUCCAUACUCCUCCCCCUCCUCCUCCUCAUCCCCCUCCUCCUCCGCGUCCUCUCUUCCUUUCCAUCUGUAUGGGAAGCUCCCUAAGCAGAGCGGAGGCGUUGGAGCGGUUAGCUACACAGCCAAUGUAUCAGUGAUGGACAAUGGUGGCUUCUCUCGGAGCAUGGCGGACGGCGUGCUCCAGCUGCGCCCCCACUUGACCUCCAGCCAGACCACCCUCAGCAUCCAGGCCUUCACAGACAGUACGACAGAAGAGGUGGCGCUCAAAUGCUCGUGCCGCCUUAAAGCCAUGAUCAUGUGCCAAGGCUGCGGUGCCUUCUGCCAUGACGACUGCAUCGGGCCCUCCAAGCUGUGUGUGUCGUGUCUGGUGGUCAGAUAGCAUGUUGACAGGUGUACAGAGGCUGGAUGGACACGCACAGCAGCAGCCUGAUGGCCAGGACUUGCCUUGUAUAAAGUAAUUGGUCUGUAAUUUUUUUUGUUGUUGCAGAAUUUCAGAUUUUUUGUUCUAUUGAUUUUUAUUACUAUUGUUAUUAUGAUAUUAUUAUUAUUGUUAUUAUUAUUAUUAUUGUUGUUGUGAACUGGGGGCAUGGUUGAUUGUAAAUUGUGCCCUUUUUGUUUUUUCUCCUCAAAAACAUUUACCUCAUCUUGCUCCAGCUGUCAUGACGUGUUGGCCAUAUUUGUUUUGGUCCCUUGUUUCCUCAGCAAACAGGGACUCGUCUCUUUGCGCAGAGAAGUAUUUUUUUAACCAUUAAAAUGUUAAAUGAUUAAA
Messenger RNA from Betta splendens (Siamese fighting fish), 5310 nucleotides. RefSeq names its product ASXL transcriptional regulator 1 (gene asxl1). NCBI's taxonomy places the organism in Eukaryota, Metazoa, Chordata, Actinopteri, Anabantiformes, Osphronemidae. The record is from RefSeq and is a predicted model, not a curated record. Gene Ontology annotation, biological process: animal organ morphogenesis; positive regulation of transcription by RNA polymerase II. Gene Ontology annotation, molecular function: chromatin binding; peroxisome proliferator activated receptor binding; DNA binding. Gene Ontology annotation, cellular component: PR-DUB complex. The transcript has 11 exons. The coding region runs from base 313 to 4920 and encodes 1535 amino acids.